AUGGCGGCCAAGCGCAAUAUUGUCGGUUUCCGCUCGUGGAUGGCACCAUUGUCACGGCUCCGGCCAAUAUUGAGGAGAAUAAACUGGUCCUGA
Cladophialophora carrionii CBS 160.54 is the source of this 93-nucleotide messenger RNA. RefSeq lists its product as uncharacterized. The record is from RefSeq and is a predicted model, not a curated record. NCBI's taxonomy places the organism in Eukaryota, Fungi, Ascomycota, Eurotiomycetes, Chaetothyriales, Herpotrichiellaceae. The transcript has a single exon. The coding region runs from base 1 to 93 and encodes 30 amino acids.